Messenger RNA from Bombyx mori (domestic silkworm), 716 nucleotides. RefSeq lists its product as uncharacterized. NCBI's taxonomy places the organism in Eukaryota, Metazoa, Arthropoda, Insecta, Lepidoptera, Bombycidae. The transcript has 6 exons. The record is from RefSeq and is a predicted model, not a curated record. Bases 1 to 702 code for a protein of 233 amino acids.
AUGCAUAGAGAUCUUGGGAAAAUAGUGGCCACCUCAAACGGCAAGGAAGUGAUGAGGCUGCAAAUGAACAAGCCAUGUGAUCAUUUAUUCAUUAGGCCUAUCCUGAAAACAAAACUGAAUGCAACCUCACAAUGCGUUAUUUUGAAAGGUCAAUACACGUUCAAAUUAGAUUACGAAGACUUAUUCGAGAGCUAUUAUGCCGGGUCCUUUGUUUAUGGAAAUUGGACGUUUAAGGCGACUGUCUACGGGAAUCACUGUAACUUCGGCCCAUUUACCCUCAAAUUAGAGAAAGCAAUCGAAUGCAAAGGACCUAAACGUAAAAACUGCACCGACGUUCUUAUUAAAAUCGAUAAUCCGAUUAUAGAAUAUAACAUUUUGGUCAAGGAAGAUGUAUCGCCGUCAAAGGGAAAAAUAACUGCAAUUGCAAAUAACACAGAAAUGUUCAUUAUACAUUCUCAGAGUCCUUGCACAAAUUUGUUCAUUAAAUAUUUCUAUCACAAAUAUUUAAAUAUGACCAACAGCUGCAUUGUCAAAAAGGGACGCUAUGUAUUCGAACUGAACAUAAACGAAGUCUUCGCUUCAUUUUACAAAGGCGUUCAUGUUUUCGGCGUAUGGACGUUUAAAGCGCUGUUCUAUAACGAAAACUGUAACUUCGACUGUUCUUUAAUGACAAUGAAUUUCUUGCCCAAGAGAAAGACAUAAAAAUGUUUUGGAAA